GAGUCAGUCGACUCUUUACCUCAAGACCUAUGCAUCUCACUGGGACGCCCGCCCUCCGCCCCCUCAGUCAAAUGCGAUUGAGUUCCUCAGCAGCAGUAGCAGCAGCAGAAGGAGGAGCAGGAGCAGGAGCAGCCUCAUCCUCCUCUCCGGAUGAAGCAGCAGCAGCCACCAAAGCAGCGCAAGCCAACUACAAAAUCGUGCAAGACAUCUCCAACUUCUCGCAAACCGAAGCCAGCCGCGCACCCUUCGACCACACGCCCACCCCAAUUGAGGUAACCCGAUCCCCCUACCCAAGCUGGACCUACGGCCAAGGCGUGCCGGAUAACGGCGCCAGCGCCAGCAAACUCCACCGCGAGAUCGACCCGUACGCCGCCUCCCGCCCAGCCAUCAACAACUACCGUCUGCUGGUGUCAGGCAUCGCCCCGCGACCCGUGGGCUUCCUGAGUACCGUCUCCGGCGACGGCACGACCAAGAACCUGGCGCCCUUUAGCUACUUCCAGGUGGUCGACCACGACCCGCCGCUGUUCAUCGUGGGGUUCUCGUCGCGGCCGGGGCGCGCCAAGGACACGUACCGCAAUCUGCAGGCGACGGGCGAGUGCGUCAUCAACACCGUCUCCGAGGGGAUGAUCGAGGCCGUCAACGCGACGGCCAUCGACGCCCCCUACGGCGUGUCGGAGUGGGAGAUCAGCGGGCUGACCGAGGCGCCCAGCUCCACGGUCACGCCGUCGCGCGUCCGCGAGUCGGUCUUCUCGGUUGAGGGCCGGGUGCUGGAGAUCAAGGAGUUCGCCGCCCACAGCCCCGGGAUGAGUGUGUCGGCGGUGGUGUUGAUCAAGGCGACGCGGUUCUGGGUCGAAGAGGGGGCCGUCGAUGCCGAGGGGAGUCAUAUUGAUCUGGAGAAGUUGAGGCCCGUGGCGCAGUUGGGGGGUGUGGCGUACGGGCGCAUCACGUCGACAUUUGAGCGGCCGCGGACGAAGUGGGAGAUCGAGGUGGAGAAGAGUGAGGUGUUGAGGGAGUUGGAGCGGAAGAGUGAGACUGAGAGGCGGUAG
Molecule: messenger RNA, 1046 nt
Organism: Aspergillus uvarum CBS 121591
Lineage: Eukaryota; Fungi; Ascomycota; Eurotiomycetes; Eurotiales; Aspergillaceae
Product: flavin reductase family protein
Exons: 2
Coding region: 30-1046 (338 amino acids)
Molecular function (GO): FMN binding
Source: RefSeq, a predicted model, not a curated record